UUUUUUUAAAAGUUUCUAACAUAUCCAAACUUUCUGCUAUUUUCUUCCUUUUCACAUCCACUUUUCUUCACCUGCAUCUCUUAUCCUCUCCGAGUUUCGAUCAUUCAGUGAAAAUUCUCGAAUCCAAAGCCCUAAUUCUGAAAUUUCCCCCCCAAAAAAUGGCAUCCCAAUACUCUAGUGAUCGCGCCUGGAUUCGAACCCGGAUCCUUACCAAUCACCUUCUCAGUUUUUCUUCUCAAUCCGUUUCUCCUCUGGAAUCGAACGUUUGCCUCAGCUAUUCUCCUCCUGAACUCCAUGAAAGUUGCUCUUUUGACACUAACGAGAUGCGGAAAUUGCUUGACAUGCACAAUAUCGAGGAUAGGGAUUGGUUGUUUGGAUUAAUGAGGCAGAGCAAGGUGUUUAAUCCGCAAGAGAAGGGAGGGAGAGUGUACGUAUCGCCGGACUAUAAUCAAUCUAUGGAGCAGCAGAGAGAGAUGACAAUGAAACGGAUAGCUUAUCUGUUGGAAAGAGGGGUUUUUGAUGGAUGGUUGACGGGAAAAGGAUUAGAGUCGGAAAUGAAAAAGUUUGCAUUGUUUGAAGUUCUUGGGAUAUUUGAUCACUCCCUCGCUAUCAAGCUUGGUGUUCACUUCUUUUUGUGGGGUGGUGCUAUCCAAUUUUUUGGGACAAAGCGCCAUCAUGACAAGUGGCUAAGAGACACUGAAACUUAUGCAAUUAAGGGCUGCUUUGCUAUGUCGGAACUGGGGCAUGGAAGUAAUGUCCGAGGAAUUGAAACAGUGACCGUUUAUGAUUCCAACACUAGGGAGUUUGUUAUUAAUACUCCUUGCGAAUCAGCUCAGAAGUAUUGGAUUGGUGGGGCUGCUAAUCAUGCGACGCACACAAUCGUCUUUUCACAGCUCAAUAUAAAUGGAACAAAUCAAGGAGUCCAUGCAUUUAUAGCUCAGAUCAGGGAUGCAGAUGGUAACAUAUGCCCUAACAUCCGGGUAGCUGAUUGUGGUCAUAAAAUUGGUUUAAAUGGUGUUGAUAAUGGUCGAAUCUGGUUUGAUAAUGUGAGAAUACCCAGAGAGAAUCUGUUGAAUUCUGUUGCUGAUGUUUCAUCAGAUGGACAAUAUCUGAGUGCAAUAAAAGACUCGGAUCAGGUAGUUAUUCUUGAGAGAUUUGCAGCAUUCCUAGCUCCUCUGACAUCUGGUCGUGUAACUAUUGCUGUUAGUUCAAUUUACACAUCAAAGAUAGGCUUAGCAACUGCCAUAAGGUACUCAUUAACUAGGCGGGCAUUUUCUGUUACACCUAAUGGACCUGAAGUUCUAUUGCUUGAUUACCCAAGCCAUCAACGGCGACUCUUGCCUCUUCUAGCAAAGACAUAUGCUAUGAGUUUUGCUGGAAAUUACUUGAAAAUGAUAUACUGGAAUAGGACGCCAGAGUCGAAUAAAACCCUUCAUGUUAUUUCAAGUGCAUUCAAGGCUACUUUGACUUGGCAUAAUAUGAGAACACUUCAAGAAUGUCGUGAAGCUUGUGGAGGACAAGGCUUGAAGACUGAAAAUCGAGUUGGUCAAUUGAAAAGUGAAUUUGAUGUUCAGACUACCUUUGAGGGGGACAAUAAUGUUCUUAUGCAGCAGGUCAGCAAGGCACUCCUUGCAGAAUAUGUAGCAGCUCAUAAGAAAAAGAAACCUUUUAAUAGUUUGGGGUUAGAACAUAUGAAUGGACCUUUACCUACAAUUCCAUCUCACCUGACAAGUACUGUUCUCAGAAGUACCCAAUUUCAGAUUGAUGCUUUCUGCUUAAGAGAGCGAGAUCUUUUGAAUCGAUUUGCUGCUGAAGUGUCAGAACGUCAAGCAAAUGGUGAAAGCAAAGAGUAUGCAUUUAUUUCGUCUUACCAACUUGCAGAAGACCUGGGAAGGGCUUUCUCAGAUCGUACAAUACUGCAAACCUUCAUUGACACUGAGGCAACUGUUUCCGUGGGUCCAUUAAAGAAUGUGUUGAGUCUGUUGAGAUCAAUGUAUGCCUUAAUCUGUUUGGAAGAAGAUGCUGCAUUCCUCAGGUAUGGAUACAUAUCAACAGAAAAUGCAGCUGCUGUGAGAAAAGAAUUGACAAAGCUUUGCAGUGAAUUGCGCCCGCAUGCGCUUGCGCUGGUGAGCUCCUUGGGCAUUCCUGAUGCUUUUCUGAGCCCCAUAGCUUAUAACUGGAUUGAUGCAAAUUCUUGGUCCUCUAUCAAACGCUAGUUAUAUGCAUAUUGAUCUCUUCCUUCUGAGCCUCAAAUAAAAGGUUCAUUCGUAAAGUUUAAAUAAGAAUUCUUAGGUAACCCUUUACCCAAAUUGAUGUAAUGCUUCCUGAUUGUAUAACUAUCUAUCUAUCUAUAUGUAUAUUGUUGGAAGCUGAGAUUUUUUGCA
Manihot esculenta (cassava) is the source of this 2384-nucleotide messenger RNA. RefSeq names its product acyl-coenzyme A oxidase 3, peroxisomal. Gene Ontology annotation, biological process: lipid homeostasis; fatty acid beta-oxidation using acyl-CoA oxidase. The transcript has 13 exons. Gene Ontology annotation, molecular function: FAD binding; acyl-CoA oxidase activity; fatty acid binding. The record is from RefSeq and is a predicted model, not a curated record. NCBI's taxonomy places the organism in Eukaryota, Viridiplantae, Streptophyta, Magnoliopsida, Malpighiales, Euphorbiaceae. Gene Ontology annotation, cellular component: peroxisome. The coding region runs from base 159 to 2216 and encodes 685 amino acids.